Molecule: messenger RNA, 1533 nt
Organism: Pocillopora damicornis (cauliflower coral)
Lineage: Eukaryota; Metazoa; Cnidaria; Anthozoa; Scleractinia; Pocilloporidae
Product: globin-1
Biological process (GO): oxygen transport
Molecular function (GO): oxygen binding; iron ion binding; heme binding
Source: RefSeq, a predicted model, not a curated record
AUGACGAUGCCAGAACAAAAGCGACAAACGGAUGUUCGUUGCUAUGAAACCAAACACGUAAAUGGUUUCCCCUUUUUCAUCGCUGCAAAACAGCAGAAGUCUUUAGUUGGACAGAAUAUUACAAUAUAUAACAUAAAAAAAGUACAUCAAAGGCCUACUUUCAACCGCAGACUGAUCAAGAUAAAAACUCCGUGGUGUUGUCAAGAAGUCUGCCAGCUAUUUCAUCAAAAUAUAAACAAGAAUAUGGGAUGCGGAUCUUCGUCGAGUCGCCACAGAGAUAAAUUUAAGGCCUCCGUAUUUCCACUCACUACGGCUCAAAAGUACCUGGUACGCGAGACCUGGGAAACAAUCGAAAUCCAUAAGAGUUCUGUUGGGAAGAAGACUUUUAUCAAAUUCUUUGAAAAUAAUCCUGAAUAUCAGCGACUUUUUCCGGAAUUUAAAGAUGUACCUCCCUCUGAGCUCGCAAAGACAAAUGCCUUAUAUGGUCAUGCAAAAAGAGUGAUGAAAGCGGUGGAGAAUGCCGUCUCUGCAUUGGAUGAUUCUGAGAGUUUUAGCGCGUAUUUGGAAGAAUUAGGACGCAGACAUAAAACACGUUUCUUGAAACCAACAUAUCUUGACUCCAUGCAGGAGGCCCUGAUGUUUGUUCUUAAAGAUCUUCUCAAGUCUAGUUGGACUGAGGAAACUGCAGAUGCCUGGAACAAGUUAUUCCAGUUCAUCACAGAACACAUGGUUUACGGCUUACAGUCGUGAUACACAAGAAAAAGUUACAGAGAGACUGAACUCUUAUUUCCCCUCGAAGGCAAUGACCAUCUAGUUUAGAAGCGGGUGGGGUGGGAUACUAAAACAGCGAACUCCGAAGCAAGAGGAAAGGUUUAUGACAAAGAAAAAAAUAUUCUCGAGCCUAGUUUUCCCGCGGCGUAAAGUUAGAAUAAAAAGCAUACGGUCUGGGUUCGAGUUAAGUGAAAGCAUACCAAUUAGACACAAAAUCGUGAACAUUAUAUUUGAAGCACAGAAAAAUUGCGCAAACCUCCUCUUCGUCUUCUUUGAAUAAGAUUAUGGCUCUUACUGUAAUGAAAUUACAAAGGAGCCAGUCUGGCAGUCGCUGGUAUAUUGAAAACUUUUGCUAGUCAAAGUUUCAAGCACGAAAUAUUUAUCGUCAUGUUAACUAAGCAAAGAUUUCUGUAAAACUAGCCAAAUGAGUCACCUUCAGAGGGAAAAUUAACCAACUUUUCCCCGUGCACACAUCAUGAACGUCAACUAAAGCUACAUUUAAGGUCAAUGAGAAAUUUGAAAAGAAAAUGCGAAAACUUAUUUCCAUCAAGUUCUAAGCAUAAAUGCUAGUUUCUUGAAGCCGUUUCUAAUACAAACGGAUUGCGUGGUAGGUUAGGGUUGAACUGCCCAGAGGUACCAUUUGUAGCCACUACGACUGUCAUGCAUUGAACUUGAAUUGUCGCUUAGUCCUAAUCGCCAGGUGACACGUGAAUAACAGAUUGUCUUCUCAAGGUGAGCUCUUCGCGGUUUUUGUCUGUUCAA